CCCAUCUUUAUAAUAUGGCCACCUUGGCAGAGAUCAUACCUUUAGUUUAAGUACCGUGUAAAGAAUUACCGUCUCGCUCUAACAACCUUGACAUAAAAUGUCAUAUGAACUGUCAAAAAAAUAAAAAAGAAAAGCCGAUCUACGUUGAAGAUUCAGAGAGACAAAACGUGUUUAAAGACUUAUGUAAUUUUACAUCUCAGAAGUGGGAUCCAACCGUGGAAAAUUGAUCAGAAAUGGAAACAAAAGAUACAAUGAUUUGCACCCUUGAAAAUGCUGGAAUUUCGAUACGUCCCGCUGCCACCAUUCGCGAAAUUCGCCAGCUAUACACCAGCGUUGUUGGUGGUGCUUCUGUCCCGGCAGAGAUUGAGGUUAAGAGUACGAUGGCCGAUACACGUGGAAAACAUGCUGAAAACAUCAGUGCCCCUGCUCCUCCGGAGGUUGAUGUUAAACGAGCACUUGCCGAAAUGGGUGGAGACAACGCAACAAAUAUUGAAAUCGACCAAGGCUCACAGAACGAAUCGCAUUGUGUAACUCCCGAAGAUGAAGUGGCUUCCCUACGAAAGCGACUUGAAAUUCUCGAGCUCCGAGAAAAAAUCAAGCAGUUAGAAACACGCAGUAAUGAGCCUGUUACACAAUCACCAACGAUAAUUAAAUUCGAAGAAUUUAUCGAUAAAUUUAGUGGUGACAAUUCAGACCAAAUUGAGCAAUGGCUACGUGAAUUGGAAAGAGCGUUUCUUCCUUACAAAAUGAAUGAAACCACAAAAUUCUACAAUGCUCGUCGGUUGCUGACGGGUACUGCAGCAUUGUUCGUAAAAACAAUCGAUGUGGAAACAUACGCUGAGCUUAAAGAGGAGCUUCUUAAAACCUUCGCUAAAACUCCGUCAAUUGAAAACGUGUACCGGCAAUUGAGAACACGUCGGCUUUCCCGCAAUGAGUCAGUAGCAAGAUAUGUUUUAGAAAUGAAACAAAUAGCCGGAGAUGAAAUCGUCGAGGAAGAAUUGAUCAACAUAAUAAUUGAUGGUAUUGGUGAUCCCAUAAACACCGCUGCUAUACGUUAUUCAGCCAAAUCCGUCGAAGAACUUCAACAAAUGCUGAAAAAAUACGAGAUGAUACGCCCUCAACAGAACUCAGUACAACGAGUGAACAUCGCUUCAUCGUCGACGUCCCCCCGUAAUGUUUCUGUGGUCAAGAACAAGAACGCCAUAGAAGAAAUCCGUUGCUACAAUUGCUCCAAAAUCGGUCACUACCAAAGUUCCUGCCCUUCCCCUCGACGACCUGCAGGAUCCUGUUUUUUGUGCCAUCAAAUGGGUCACAGUUAUCAGAACUGCCCUAAUCGGGUGAAGAACACUUCUGCUGCUAUCACUACACAGGACAGGGAAAUUGUAAAUUCAGAACAAGAGCCCGAGGAGCUUUAUUAGCAAAUCGAUAGUACCAAUGAUGUUUCUUGAUCGAGCAUGUAAUUCUGGAUAUAGAGGACUAGGAAAUACACAUUUAACAUCGCUUGGCCAAGUAAAAUGCCGUCUAAGGUUCCGAAACAAAAUAGUAAUACAUACCCUCAUUAUUUUACCAGAAGAAGAAAUUGCAUGGCCAAUAAUUGCAGGUAGAGAUUUAUUGGAAAAAUUAAAUGUGUAUUUGUGUGAAUUACCAUAUCAAUAUUCUGCCAAGGCAUUAAUGAAAAUAAACAGAAAAACACAAAUCAUACCAGAACCACUUGUGAUUUCACGGCUGCGCUCAUUUCAUAUUUUUAAAGAUUCCUCAACGAAUUGGG
Anopheles merus is the source of this 1768-nucleotide messenger RNA. RefSeq lists its product as uncharacterized. The transcript is spliced from 2 exons. Bases 234 to 1418 code for a protein of 394 amino acids. Gene Ontology annotation, molecular function: zinc ion binding; nucleic acid binding. Lineage: Eukaryota; Metazoa; Arthropoda; Insecta; Diptera; Culicidae. The record is from RefSeq and is a predicted model, not a curated record.